GUAUGUUUUCGUCUGACACCCCAGAGGCUUUUUAGUCAAAGGCUCCGCACACAAGAAAACUUAUUCUAACGCAAUUGAACAUCCGCGCCACAGGGGGGCAAACAUGAGCGUCUGUGAAGAGCGUAGAAGAAGAGCGUCCUGAAAAAAGCUCCUCGGAUUCUAUGGAAAAAAACAGCACGUAGGCCGCAAAUGACUUCAAACCCCGACGUGUUCAUUACAAAGUAAAAGUAUCGUUUAGGGUUCGUGUGUAUCACGGUUGCGUGUCUUAACGCGGUGGAGCACUUUCUUUGAUACUGUGCCGGCACCUAUUAGGUCUUACCAGGACGAGGCUCCAGUCAAGGGAAAAAGCAGUCAAUUAUUUACUUCCCUGUACAUGUAAAGGGUCACCAAGGCACUCCAGACCUCAUACACAUGAGUGCAGUAUUCUCCUUGAGCUGGGCCCAGCGCCAUGCCUGAUCGGGACGGCUCCUACCUGUCAGGUGGUGGUGGGAGUGGUGGCAAUCUGAGCGAGGAGGGAGGACCAGGCUCUGCUUGCACUACAGAGGGCAGAGGGGGUUCAGGAGGGGUUGUUGGUGGCAUGGGAGGAGGAGGGGCAUUAGGCAAUGGCAGUAGUUGUGGGAAUGGGGGAGGUGCGAUGCAAGGAACUGGACUAACACCAGAUGGGGUUUGCAGGGAUUUUAUUCGCAAUGUCUGCAAGAGAGGGAAGCGUUGUCGCUUCAAGCAUCCCGACUUUAAUGAGGUACCAGACUUGGGGGUGCAAAAGAAUGAAUUCAUCUUCUGCCACGAUUACCAGAACAAAGAGUGCCUGCGUGUCAACUGUCGCUUUGUACAUGGAUCUAAAGAGGAUGAAGACUAUUAUAAGAAAAGCGGAGAGUUGCCACUCGCACUGAGAGGGAAAGUUGCAGCGCGACUUGGCCUCUCCCCCACUGAUCUGCCGCAUAGCAGAGGGGAGGUCCCAAUCUGCAGAGACUUUUUGAAAGGGGAAUGCCAGAGAGGCAGUAAGUGUAAAUUUCGCCAUGUCCAAAAAGACUAUGAAUAUGAGGCUGCCAGGGUUGGAGCAAGUGGCGUGAUCGGAGCUGGUGCAAGUGGAAUGGUGAAUGCAGGAAGUAGCAUCAGUGGUGGAGGAGCCGCAGGAGGAACCAGUGGGGGGAUUCCAGGACUUGUGGGAGGUGUGAGUGGAAAUAAUAUAAUUGGGAUGGGCUGCCCGAGCUUGGGCGGUUGCAGAGAUCCAAGCCUCGCAGGAGUCGGAGGCGUUAGUGUGGGAGGAAUGAGCGGCUGUCUGGCAGUAGGCCCCUCAGGACAGAGGCGUUUUGACAGGAGCUCUUUGUCGGUGUACGACCCCUUACUCGAGAGUGGGCUUUUCGAUUCCACAAGUCUGGACAGCUCAUUGGAGCAGACUGCCCUCCAGAUCAAAAGGCGGCGGUUGGAAGGCCUGCGACUUGGAGAUAGCAGCGUCAGUGGCCACUACGAGCUCGGAGUCCAGGCGGCCUUGCCUACGCGCCCUGUGGAGUACAGGUUGUUGGAGGAGGAGAACAACCUGCUGAGGAAGAGAGUGGAAGAGUUGAAGAAACAGGUUGCCAACCUCAUUGCCACAAAUGAAGUUCUCCUGGAGCAGAAUGCCCAAUUCCGAAGUCAGGCCAAAGUGAUGACGCCUGCCCCCACUGAGCAGACUCUGGCAGCCCCCGUGGGUGCGGUCAGCUCAUACAAUCACGGCAUCGCCCAGACUCACACCACACUGAGCAGCACCGGGCUGCAGCCUCGACCUGUCACCCAACAAGACCUGGUGGCGUCCACCGGUGCUCCCGCGGCGCCCCCGACAAACGCCGCCCCCCCGACGGCGCCUCCCCCUCACCUCAACCCCGAAAUCACGCCGCUGUCGGCCGCUCUGGCGCAAACCAUCGCCCAGGGGAUUGGCCCUCCCGUGUCAAUGGCGCCGGUGGCCGUGUCUGUGGCUCCGGUGGCCGUGUCCAUGACGCAGCCUCCGCCGGGCAUCACCAUGAGCCAUGCUACCACGCCCAUGGUGUCAUACCCUAUCGCCAGUCAGAGCAUGAGGAUCACCACUCUGCCUCAUAUUACCUGAUAUAAUUGGU
Molecule: messenger RNA, 2090 nt
Organism: Hippocampus comes (tiger tail seahorse)
Lineage: Eukaryota; Metazoa; Chordata; Actinopteri; Syngnathiformes; Syngnathidae
Gene: zc3h10
Product: zinc finger CCCH-type containing 10
Exons: 3
Coding region: 449-2080 (543 amino acids)
Biological process (GO): regulation of RNA splicing
Molecular function (GO): metal ion binding; RNA binding
Source: RefSeq, a predicted model, not a curated record